Molecule: messenger RNA, 1392 nt
Organism: Symbiodinium natans
Lineage: Eukaryota; Dinophyceae; Suessiales; Symbiodiniaceae
Source: the annotation of a GenBank genome assembly
AUGCAGGUCAGCGAGGGCUCUGAGCAAGCGCGUCCCCCGUGGAUUGUCCGUGUCGUGAACCACGCUUGGUUUGACCCGUUCUUCUCUGUGGUGGUGAUUACCAACUCGGUGUUCAUCGGCAUUGAUGUUGAGCUCAACCCAUCAGCGAUGGGCCCACGCUCAAGCAUCAUUGUUGCAGUGCAAUACUUUUAUACCUUUCUCUUCUGCCUGGAGCUUGCCUUCCGUUCUGCAGCGAUGGGCAGGGAGUACUAUUGUUCCAAGGAGUGGAUGUGGGCCGCCCUCGAUGUUUUCAUUGUCGCCACCUCCUUAUGGGAGGUUUUCGUAGACACCUGGUAUGCCAUCGUCGAAGAAGACGAGGAAGGCAGCCUCGAGAGUUUCGGCGGCCUCACGGGCCUCAAAGCUUUCAGGAUUGUACGAAUCACGCGGAUAGUGAAGACAGUGCGCUUGAUGCGCAUAUUCCGCUUUGUCCUGGCCCUGAGAACUCUAAUACAUUCGAUUUGGCACACGCUGAAAUCCUUGUUCUGGGCAUUGGUGCUGCUGCUUCUGAUCGUUUACGUCUUCGGCAUGAUUUUUACGCAGGCCGUUAAUGGUCACAUCUUCGACCCUGAUGCCCCGGAGCUGUCUUUGGAAGAUACAGAAGUCAGCUUGCACUAUUACGGGAAGUUGACGACGACGAUGUUGAGCCUGUUCAUGAGUGUAACCGAUGGAAUAAGCUGGGAGCACCUUGGCAGCUUCGAGGUUCGAGAUUCUUGUGCUAAAGAAUCGAUGCAGCCAAGGUUCUAUGUUUCAUUUACAUAUUUUUGCGUGCUCAAUGUCUUGACCGCCGUGUUUUGUCAAAGUGCCAUUGAAAGUGCGCAGAAUGAUCAUGCCACGGCAGUGCAGUCCAUGCUUGCGAACAAGGAGAUGCACCUGCAGAAGAUCCGGGCGCUGUUCAGCCAAUUCGGAAACGACAAGACGAGCAUGAUCACUUUUGGGCAGUUCGAGGCCAAAAUCAACUCUGCAGAAGUGCGCGAGUACUUCGAGACGUUAGGUUUGGAUGUGGAGGAUGCGUGGAGUUUCUUCAAGUUGCUGGACCAGGAUGGAGGAGGAUCUGUUGAGAUCGAAGAGUUCCUGAAGGGCUGUCUACGAUUCCGAGGCCAGGCGAAGGCGAUCGACAUCGGGCAGCUACUGCAUGACCAGAGUUGGCUGAUUCGUCACCAGAGUAGAUUCCACACCUACAUGGAGACGGAGCUCCAGAAACUGAAGAAGCAGAUCACCUCCUUGGUGACCGUAUUGACGACCUCGCCAGACUCAACACCCGCGCGACGAAUCCGCAAGAGGACCGAGGAGGAGAAUGCCUUGAAAGCUGCGGCUGCGGCUGCCGCUGCCGAGGUGAGCCAAGCAAACGUUUAG